Messenger RNA from Pteropus alecto (black flying fox), 2405 nucleotides. RefSeq names its product transforming growth factor beta regulator 4 (gene FASTKD4). The record is from RefSeq and is a predicted model, not a curated record. The transcript is spliced from 11 exons. Gene Ontology annotation, cellular component: mitochondrial matrix; ribonucleoprotein granule. Bases 358 to 2238 code for a protein of 626 amino acids. NCBI's taxonomy places the organism in Eukaryota, Metazoa, Chordata, Mammalia, Chiroptera, Pteropodidae. Gene Ontology annotation, molecular function: RNA binding. Gene Ontology annotation, biological process: mitochondrial RNA processing; regulation of mitochondrial mRNA stability.
GGUCGCGCCCUCUCCUGCGCACGCGCCCCGUCCCGCCUGCGACCCCCGCUCUGACGGCCGGGUCCCCGCGGGCCGGAUCUCUCCGUGCUUCGGUGCGGGCCGCUCUCCGCACCUGAGGCCCAGCUUCCUCCCCAGCUCGUACGUCUGUCGUCAUCGGGAGUUUCCCGCGCUUCCCCGCUGCCCGGCUCCGCGCAGAGGGUGGUGGCCUCGAGUCCGUGUCCCCCUUCCUGCGCCCCCUUCUUUGUGUAGAUUUAGACUGCGCUUUUUACGUCCGCAAUAACCUGGCCACGUCCGGGGAUAUCUAAGGGCCCUCGAGUCGCUGGCUAGGAGUCCCAGCUCCCUGCCACCAAGGCCAUCAUGGCAGCUCGCCUGGUGAAGCGAUGCACGUGCCUCCUGAGACAGGCCACUCGUUUGGCCCCCGCUGGGCCUCCAGUUGGCCAGCUGAGACUUGCCGGAGUAGCCCAUAAGACUCUGACUUCCUCGGCUGCCUCGCCCAGCUCCUUGUCACAGCACGUGGAGAAGGGACAGGUGUUCACUCCCUCCCCAGAGCGCCAGGAGGUGGACGAGCUCAUUGAGAAGGCCACCCAGCCGGAGGAGCUCUUGGGGCUUCUCGAAGGAGGCCACUGCCUGAACCAGAGCCAGGCGGCCCUCGUGCUCAUCCAGCUCUCCCGGCUGCUGUCCGAGAGGCCAGCAGACAAAGCCUCGCUCGCGCAGGAUGUCCGCUUUCAGCAACUUCUCCAUCUUGUCAACAGUCAGAUAACUGCCGUCUGGCACGGGACCCUGGUGAAGCUGCUCCGGAGCCUGUAUGCGCUGGCGCUCCCGGCGGCCUCCAAGGAGCUGCGGUCAGUGGAGCAGGAGGUGCGCUGGCGCCUGCGCAGACUCAGGUACAAGCACCUGGCCUUCCUGGCCGAGUCCAGCACCGCCUACAUGCAGGAGCGGGGCUCCCAGGAGCUGCUGGCGGAGCUGCUCCUGCACCUGGAGCGGCGCUGGGCAGAAAUCGAGGACGGCCGCACACUGGUGACCAUCAUGAUGAGGACGGGCCACCUCUCGGAGCCGCUGAUGAACCGCCUGGAGGACAAGUGUCUGGAGCUGGUGGAGCAGUUUGGCCCUGACGACCUGCGGAAGGUGCUGGUGGCGCUGGCAGCUCAGAACCGGCGGUCGGUCCCCUUGCUGCGGGCCAUCUCGUACCAUCUGGUCCAGAAGCCCUUCCCCCUGACGAAAGGCGUCCUCCUGGACCUGGCCUACGCCUACGGCAAGCUCGGCUUCCACCAGACCCAGGUGUUCCAGCGCUUGGCCGCAGACCUGCUGCCCCACGUGCCCGGUCUCACGCCCGGCGAGGUGGCUCGCUGCGCCAAGUCCUUCGCUUUCCUCAAGUGGCUAAACCUGCCCCUGUUCGAGGCCUUCGCCCAGCACACCCUGAGCAGAGGCCAGAACAUCGCCCUGCCACACCUGUGCAACAUGCUGCUGGCUUUCGCCCGCCUCAACUUCCGCCCGGAGCUAGAGGACCGCUUCUUCAGCCUGGUACACGAGAAGCUGGAGCCAGAGCUGGCCAGGCUGGACCCAGGCCUCCAGGUGGAUGUGCUGUGGGCCCUGUGUGUGCUGCAGCAGGCACGGGAGGCCGAGCUCCAGGCCGUGCUGCGCCCUGAGUUUCACCGUCAGUUCCUAGGUAGUGGGUCACCGAAGGAUCAGAGCACCUUCCAGAAGCUGCUGCACAUCAACUCCACUGCCCGGCUGGAGCACCCCACGUACACGGGCCCCUUCUUGCCGGCCUCAGCCUUGGGUCCCCGGCCCUCAGCCGACAGGAAGGCGACACCCUUCCAGAAGGAGCUGCAGGAGACGCUGAAGGGGCUGCUGGGGAGCUCUGACAGGGGCAGCUUCGUGGUGGCCACGCAGUACGGCUGGGUCCUGGAUGCCGAGGUGCUGCUGGACGCUGAUGGCCAGUUCCUGCCCCUCAGGGACUUCGUGGCCCCUCAUCUCACUGCAUCCUCUGGGAGCCAGCCGCUGCCCCCCCGGGCCAAGAGGCUGGCCUUCCUGCGCUGGGAGUUCCCCAACUUCAACAGCCGGAGCAAAGAGCUGCUGGGGCGCUUCGUGAUGGCCCGGCGUCAUGUGCUGGCCGCUGGCUUCCUGGUGGUGGACGUCCCCUAUUACGAGUGGUCGGAGCUCAAGUCUGAGUGGCAGAAAGGCGCUUACCUCAAGGACAAGAUGCGGAAGGCGGUGGCAGAGGAGCUGGCCAAGUGACCGUCGCACGGCCUGGCCCGGGGGCCUCGGGCGGCAGGAGGCAGCGCACUCGAGGACAGACCUUAGCGCGGGACCUCGGCCAGAGUGGGUGCUGGCCAGCCACUCGGAGUGGCAGAUCGCCCUCUGGCGGCUAAUAAAUCAUCAAUCUUUAGUUUUGGUUUUCAGCA